ACCAACUUCCUCUCCCACUAUCGCGAGAGACUGAUUGGGACAGCAGGCAAAGAAAUAUUCAUAUACCAGCAACAAGACCGGUUGCAAAAUCCUUAUACAUAAAUGUAUAUGAUUAAUCAAUAAAUGUAGCAUCAGCAAGGGACCGAUCAGCCAGAGAGGAAUGAAUAUUAGUGUUUUUAACAUUGGCAGACACACUGCCUGCUUAGCAAUACAGUCAGCUAGCUGACCAGCAGCUCAAACUUGGUAAUUUAUGAGCAGAGCUAGGUUAGCCAGUUAGCAACAUAGGCUAGUCCAAAAUACGCUUGCACCUCAACUUCUUUGGGGUUUCGGUCAAAUUGUGUGGGUUUCGUGGAAAUAGGUCACUUCAGGAUCCUUGCACAAUUAUAAAACUCCAGAGACCAUUUAAGAACUAGCCUGCUGCUCUUGACAUUUUUUAAAGUUACUUGACAUAUAGCCCGUUAAGCAUACAUUUACACACAUUAUGUGUAAAAUGUAAACUAUUUUGUAACAUCAAACUUGUGAAUCAGAUUAUUGUCUUUUAAAUGGGGGAAAACAAUUAUAAGUCAUUUUUAGGUCAGGUAUUUGGAAUUUAUGUCUGUUGUAAAAUUAUAGCCCGAUGAACGGCGCAUACACCCCCCAUGCCCAUGUAGAUCGCCGCGAUCACUUGAUUCUUGACCCAACAUCUUUAAUAUUCAGUUGGUCUUAAAUUGAUCACUCUGUUUAUCAGUCAUGAAUGGCUCGCUCUUAACUCCGCCUAGUCCUCGUGCUGCGGCUGAUUCGUCUCCUCUUCCACCCUCCCCAUCUCCCUCCCCUUCUCCUCCAUCCCCAUUGCUGUUGCCCCUCUCUACAAGACCCCCACCGUUGCCUCCUCCAACUCCUGCGAGUCAGCCGUUGUCGUCCUUAUCUGACACGCCCACACCAUCUCCAUCUCCCUGCCUUAGCUGGACCGAGUUCUGUGAGCUCCACGCACGGGUAGCCGCUGGUGACUUUGCCCGUCAUUUUCGGGCCUUCCUGCAGGAGAACCCGCAUUACUCCCCUGAUUCUGCUGCUGCUUUUUGUCGCCGCUUUACUGACAGAUUUGUUCAACAUUUCGAGAGUGAACUUGAGGGGACUGCCGUUGGUAGGGAAGGACCCUGGGUCGCCCAAUCAGAUGUUACAUCACUGGAGGAGGAUGCAACAUCUCCACCCCUGCUGCCACCAGAGGCUACCACCCCCUGCCCCCCCACUCACAUUCGUGCUGCGUCCAAAUCUCUGUUACCCCAGCACGGUCACGACGAGGCCCGCGGUGUGGAGAGAUUCCAACACCCUGCAGCAUUUCAGGACUCCUAUGCUCAUACACAAAUCCUGCCCCCUUCAUCUUCUUCUUCAUGCUCUUCCUCAAUGGGCGGGAAUAAUGGGCGGAGGGAGGAGAGGGGACUGACAGGUAAACAGUAUCAUCACAAUCCAUCUGGCUACAAAGACCUAGAGGAAGAAGAGGACAGCUGGGCGGGGCCUGUAACUGAAGAGGAGGUGGACACAGACAUUGUAGGGAAAGACAAUGAGGCAGAAGGUGAUGUUACCUCAGAAAGAUCUGAUCUCAGCCAGACUCCAGCAUGCUUCAACCCCUCUGGCACACCAGCAAACUCUGGGUCAAAAGGCAAUGGUACGCCCAUGGGGAGUCACUCCAAAAACAAACUAAAAAAGCGCUUUUCUCUGCGCAGCGUGGGCCGUAGUGUUAGGGGGAGCGUGCGAGGCAUCUUACACUGGCGCAGCUCCUCCAGCGACUCCCCACAGAACUGCAGUUCGGGUAACUCCUCCCCUCUUCCUUCCAGUUACAGCUACACUACAGGUUUGCAGGAUGGCAAGAGGAACUCCCAGGCUGUUCCUACUUCUCUUCCUGUCUCCCUCUCCCUUCCCCUCUCCCUGCCCCACUCUUCUUCAUCAUCUUUGCCUCCAUCAUCCUCCAGCAGUGCAACCUCCCUCUCGUUCUCCGAGGCCCGUGAUUGGCGGAGGAGCAAUGGAGAUGGGGAGAAAGAGAAGUGGAGUCAGAGGUUGGAGAAAUUACGACUCUCCCGGUCACCGCCACCGAAUCUGUCCACUGCGGCUCCGCUAUCCUUGGCCAUAUCGCCCUCCGCUUUGCCUCCCAGCAGCGCCGGUGCACCCAGGAAAAUGGGCAGGCUGGUCCGGGAGGGAGGUGUGACUGUGUGCUCGUCUUUGGAUGAAUUUUCUAGCACUUUCGGUUUCACGGGUUUCUCGUUUGGACUGCUGCACCACGGCACGGACAACAGCAACCCCGCAUCGAUGCAUCCUCCAGCCACGGGAGGAGCUGUUGGUGGGCGGGGUAUGCGUUGGCACAAGUGUCGUCUGGUACUGAAAGAACGAGAUAAGGAUGGAGGGGAUGGAGGACUGGAGUAUUUCCUGGAGUUUUACAUCCCACCAAAGUCCUCCAAGCCCAGACUGACUGUCCCAUGCUGCUCCAUUGUUAACGUCAGAAGCACUACAGCUAUAGAGGUGCCAGACAAGGAAAAUACCUUUCUUCUACAAUUGGAAGGUCAGGUGCAGUACGUGAUCGAGACCAGAGAUGCAGUUCAGAUGCGAGCUUGGCUCAGUGACAUCAGAAAUGCCAUUUGUCUGAGUGAGCAAGAGGACGUUGAGGGAGUUUGUGGCAGUGCUCUCACCGAGCUCAGCGGAACGCCAGAAUUCAGCGACCGUCUGUCUCAAGUGUGCUAUGGUGGAGUCAGUGGAUCUCCCCAAUUGGAGCCUCUACCUCCUGAGUUACCACCCCGUGCCCCUCUCGAUGAAUUUGGUGGGGGCGGAGCAAGUCUUGGCACUCCUUUUGCCGAAACACCUGAUGCGACAGGGUCGUUCCUGUUCUCUGAAGGUUCUGUGUCAGACACAGUGGAACAUCCUCUCAAUGAGUGUCAGUGGUUUCACGGCACAUUGUCUCGUCUUAAGGCGGCCCAGCUGGUGCUUGCAGGCGGCAUGGCCAGCCACGGGGUGUUUCUCGUCCGGCAGAGUGAGACGCGGCGCGGGGAGUACGUCCUCACGUUCAACUUCCAGGGCAAGGCAAAGCACUUACGUCUCUCCCUGAAUGAGGAUGGACAGUGUCGUGUGCAGCAUCUUUGGUUCCAGUCCAUUUUUGACAUGCUGGAGCAUUUCCGUGUGCACCCCAUUCCUCUGGAAUCUGGGGGAGCCUCUGACGUCACCCUCAUCAGCUUUGUGGGGGCCACGAAUGUCCGGCAACAAGACUUGACCAGCAGACCCCGUAGUCCUCCUCAGCCACCACCUCUGCCUCCUGGACGCCCACCGCCCCCCACCCCUCCGCAGGACCGAGGGAGCGAAACAGAGGCUGCAGGAGGAGGUGGAGCCAGCAGCGCGGCGGAGGAGUGUGAGGACCGCGACAGGGAUCCGCCUCUGCUUCAGCUGGAAGGGGUGGAGGGCGAGGAGAGGGAAGGAGGGAGGGCAAGAGCCAUUGAUAACCAGUACUCCUUCGUCUAAGCAGAAUGAGAGUGAAGAACGAGGUGGGAUAUGGAGGAUGAAGAGGAAAUCCCUUCACAAGCAGUAUUUUUUUUCUUCAUCAGAAGAACUGACCGAGGGUGUCCCAGAACCAAGUUGUUAACACUAUUGAACAGAAAGAGAGAGAGAGAUGGAGAGAAUAUGAGAGAGACAUCCAGAAGUAUAAGCAUAUAUGAUAUUGACGGUACAUUAUUAAAACACUAAGUAACGGUACUACACUAGAAAUGAUGGUGGAUUGUAAAAAUAUUGAUCAGCUCUUACUAAUCUGUUCUCCAGUGUUUGUCAUUGCUAAAGUUCCUCUUUUGGUGCUGCUGCAUAGGAAGGUACAAAAGCUUCAGCAUCAACAAUGUUGAAGCAUGCAGAUCCAUGGAAAGGUACCACACCAUAGAGCAGUGGUUCUCAAACUGGGGGCCCUGAGAUGGUGCCGGGGGCCCCAGUUUAAUGUCAUUACAUUCAUUUAUCAUAAAUUCUGUGUUAUUAAACCUCAGAAAAUAAGGCUACUAACCAACAGCACUACAUUGUAUAAUUUAAUAUGUUUUGUUUCAUGUCAUACAUUUUCUUUGGGGGGGGCAUGAAGGGAUGCACCAUACACAAUGGGGGCUGCACACCGAAAACGUUUGAGAACCACUGCCAUUGAGUGCCACAGGGAUGACAUAUUUUUGUAGGCCAACCCGGAAGUUAGCAAAACACUUUUUCCUUGACAAAAAGCCCAUUAUUUUUACCAUAGACUUAAUAAUAAAAUAAGCUCAGUGUUCAACAAAAGUUUAUGAAACUUGCACUACCAAGCUUCGGACAGCUCUUUCAAACUUUAUUAAACGCAUUUAAUACAUGUUCCCUGAUAAGGAAAUACUCUGGAUAAUUUAUUUUUUUUUUUGUUGGAAAUUGUGCCCAUGUUGCAUUGUGUUUGAGGUCUUCAUGGAUGAUGACGUUUUAAAGUCUCUAACAAAGUCCCAUGGAGCAACUUGUUAGCAACCACCCUGUUAAAGGUGCAGUGUGUAAAUUUUAGCAGCAUCUAGUGGAGAGAUUGCGAAUUGCAACCAACGGCUCAGCCAACUGCUCACCCAUCGCUUUUGAAACACAUAGAGAAGCUACAGUAGCCGCCACCGGAAAAACACGUCAUCGUCGGAGACAAAAAUGUUUGUCCGUUAAGGACUUCCGUAGAAACGUGGUUGCACAAAAUGGCAACGUCCACGUAAGGGGACCCUUGUGCAUGUAGAUAAAAACUUCUCAUUCUAAGGUAAUGAAAACAUAACGAUUCAUGAUAAAAAGGUCUUUAUACACCCACGAUAAUGUAGUUUUGUAUAUUAUAUUGCAUUUCUGUCAAGAGAUCCUCUAAAAAUUACACACUGCACCUUUAAAGCUUUAAAAUCAUGAGUUAGGGCUAUUACUGCUGUUUUAAGUCAUAGAGUAAAACGUGAAAAUAUCUUGGGCUUAUUUUAACCUAAUAUCUUAUUUAAGGAGUUUAACAAAAACACCAUUGACUUAAGGACGAUGGAACCAGAAGUGCUAAAAUGCUAACCCAAACGUUUUGCCUACAAAAAUAUGUCAUCCCUGCAGCACUCUUUUGUUACAGUGUGUUUGCCUCCCUUAUUAAUUGAAUUGUCUGGUGUUGCCUAGCUCUUCGCACUUAUACAAAAAAAUUGUUUGUUUGUUUUAGGAAAACACCGAUGUAUCA
This is a messenger RNA of Misgurnus anguillicaudatus (oriental weatherfish), 5170 nucleotides long. RefSeq names its product SH2B adaptor protein 1 (gene sh2b1). Gene Ontology annotation, molecular function: transmembrane receptor protein tyrosine kinase adaptor activity. The record is from RefSeq and is a predicted model, not a curated record. NCBI's taxonomy places the organism in Eukaryota, Metazoa, Chordata, Actinopteri, Cypriniformes, Cobitidae. Gene Ontology annotation, biological process: intracellular signal transduction. Gene Ontology annotation, cellular component: plasma membrane.